AUGGCUGGUUCGGACUGGUUCCACCCCUCCCUCUCGAAAGGUGAGACGGAGAAAGUGUUCACUUCAAGUUCAGCGAUGCAGGACGGCGCCUUUCUGGUUCGUCGCUCUUCCCAAUCUGAUCGCAAGUUCGUUCUCGUUCUCUACUACCAACGUCAGACUUUAAAAUAUCAAAUUGAAGUUGUCGAUUUCUCCUUCCAUUUGGACACUAAGGAGGCUUACUUCAUCGAUAAAGGUCCAUUCCACCUCUCGUUGGAGCACUUCAUCGAGCACUACAGUCGUUUCGCCGACGGUAUCCCCACUCGGUUGCGCUUUGCGGUCUCUCCCACCGGUCGAUUUUUGAAUAUGGAGCGUCUUCUCUCCUCUAGCGUUUCCUCCUCUGCCAAUCCCUCUAAUCCAUCUUCCUCCUCCACCUCUUCUUCUGGUGGACGUGAACUUGUCAAAGUGGGUGAUCCCCACCGGAACUCUGGUGAGGCUUGGGCUCUCGCCUCGGUCUUGGCUGGUGGUCAUCGGGGAGCCCCGUUGGUUGUUCAGGGUCACGCGUUUGUGUCAGGACGGCCAAAAUCACAAUCUGCCAGCAAGCGAAACAGCAGUUCGAGUUCUGGUCUCUCGAGUAGUGGUACGGCGAUGGUCGCUUCUGGUGGAGGUGGCGUUUUGCAAUCAGUUCCUUCUUCUGUACUAGGCACGGCUGGCGGUGGAACGGAACUCCGGCUUAUCCCCAGUGAUGCUGUCAUUCUCCUCUGUCGUCUUGGGGAGGGAGAAUUCGGUGAAGUCUAUUGCGGCAAACUGCAUCUCGAAAAUGGUGUCACUCAUGAUGUUGCAGUUAAGGUCUUAGUACAACCGUGCCAACGGCUAGACUUCCUCAAGGAGGCAAGCAUAAUGAUGCGGCUUUCCCAUGAGAAUAUCGUUACCAUCUAUGGAGUUUGUGAGAACAAGCGACUCAUGAUGAUCCUCGAGCUUGCGGAACUCGGCUCGCUUCUAGAUUUUAUGCUAGACUAUCCCGAACGCUGCCAACUUCCCGAACUUUACAAUUGGGCCAUGCAGCAGAAUGUGGACAUCUUGUUAGUAUUUCCUGCCGCUUAUUAUCUAUAG
Rodentolepis nana is the source of this 1089-nucleotide messenger RNA. Lineage: Eukaryota; Metazoa; Platyhelminthes; Cestoda; Cyclophyllidea; Hymenolepididae. The record is from the annotation of a GenBank genome assembly.